CCCUCUUCCACUAUACGUUUCGUGUGGAUUGUCGGACUGCGCGUCAGAGCGCACAUGAGAAUAGACCCGCCUCUUGGUUUUGGUGCGCUCGUUGCGUCUCUCCUCCCUGUCCGCUUCAAACCCAUAUUCCACUGGGAGGGAGGGAGAGAGAGAGAGAGAGUGAGAAAGAGAGAGAGAGAGAGAGAGCGCAGGACCUGGGAGAAGAGCAGCGAAAGAAAAAGAGACGAAAAACGGAACAACGACACAAAUGGCACUCAUGGCAGGGAUUUUGCUCACGGCCCCCUUUCUGGUUUUUGGGAUUUCUACGUUUGUCUCGUCGGCACGGAUAUACCCCCCCAACGAAGUCACGUUGCUGGACUCCAGAUCCGUACAGGGGGAGCUGGGAUGGGUGGCCAACCCCACAGAAGGAGGGUGGGAGGAAGUGAGCAUUAUGGAUGAAAAGAACAUUCCCAUCCGGACGUACCAGGUGUGUAACGUCAUGGAGCCAAACCAGAACAACUGGCUCCGCACCGACUGGAUCCCACGAGGCGGCGCCCAGCGCGUCUAUAUCGAGAUCAAGUUCACCCUGCGGGACUGCAACAGCCUCCCGGGGGUCAUGGGAACCUGCAAGGAGACCUUCAACCUCUACUACUACGAGUCCAACAACGACAAGGAGCGCUACAUCCGCGAGAACCAGUUCGGCAAGAUCGACACCAUCGCCGCGGACGAGAGCUUCACCCAGGUGGACAUCGGCGACCGCAUCAUGAAGCUCAACACGGAGGUCCGGGACGUGGGGGCCCUGAGUCGAAAGGGCUUCUAUUUGGCCUUCCAGGACGUCGGGGCGUGCAUCGCGCUCGUGUCCGUCAGGGUCUUCUACAAGAAAUGUCCGCUGGCGGUGAGGAACCUGGCCCAGUUCCCCGACACCAUCACCGGAGCCGACACCUCCUCCCUCGUGGAGGUUCGCGGCUCGUGCGUGGAUAAUUCCGAGGAGAAGGAGGUUCCGAAGAUGUACUGCGGGGCGGACGGGGAGUGGCUGGUGCCCAUUGGGAAUUGCCUGUGUAACCCCGGAUACGACGAGCGCAACGCGGAAUGCCAAGGUAACGGAUCGCCGUUCGCCCCUCCGUAGAUCAGUCAACUUUCUACCUCCUGCCUUUUUUGUCCUCGUUCUUCUAUC
This is a messenger RNA of Pungitius pungitius (ninespine stickleback), 1153 nucleotides long. RefSeq names its product ephrin type-A receptor 4 (gene epha10). Gene Ontology annotation, molecular function: transmembrane-ephrin receptor activity; protein binding; ATP binding. Gene Ontology annotation, biological process: protein phosphorylation; axon guidance; ephrin receptor signaling pathway. NCBI's taxonomy places the organism in Eukaryota, Metazoa, Chordata, Actinopteri, Perciformes, Gasterosteidae. The record is from RefSeq and is a predicted model, not a curated record. The coding region runs from base 248 to 1105 and encodes 285 amino acids. Gene Ontology annotation, cellular component: dendrite; plasma membrane. The transcript is spliced from 3 exons.